This is a messenger RNA of Molossus molossus (Pallas's mastiff bat), 425 nucleotides long. It is a transcript of the gene TIMM8B, whose product is annotated as translocase of inner mitochondrial membrane 8 homolog B. NCBI's taxonomy places the organism in Eukaryota, Metazoa, Chordata, Mammalia, Chiroptera, Molossidae. The transcript has 2 exons. Bases 27 to 278 code for a protein of 83 amino acids. The record is from RefSeq and is a predicted model, not a curated record.
UCGAAGUCCGCCGCCCGACGCCGACAAUGGCGGAACUGGCUGAGGCGGAUGAAGCGGAACUGCAGCGCUUGGUGGCGGCCGAACAGCAGAAGGCGCAGUUCACUGCACAGGUGCAUCACUUCAUGGAGUUGUGUUGGGAUAAAUGUGUGGAGAAGCCAGGGAAUCGCCUAGACUCUCGCACUGAAAACUGUCUCUCCAGCUGUGUGGACCGCUUCAUUGACACUACUCUUGCUAUCACCAGUCGGUUUGCCCAGAUUGUACAGAAAGGAGGGCAGUAGACUAUUCCCUGGAAGAAUGACAGAAGAAGCAAAGGACUUGUUAUUAAACAGAUUGAAAGGCCAGAGGGGGAAAGAUGUCAACUCACUGUCAGGUUAACUUCAGGCUAUUACUAAGCCUGUUGGUGCUAAAGUAACAGAUCAAAUGUU